Messenger RNA from Choloepus didactylus (southern two-toed sloth), 3575 nucleotides. It is a transcript of the gene TESPA1, whose product is annotated as thymocyte expressed, positive selection associated 1. Gene Ontology annotation, molecular function: signaling receptor binding. The coding region runs from base 1215 to 2576 and encodes 453 amino acids. The transcript is spliced from 9 exons. The record is from RefSeq and is a predicted model, not a curated record. Lineage: Eukaryota; Metazoa; Chordata; Mammalia; Pilosa; Megalonychidae.
GACCCAGGUCCUGGAAGAGGAGGCUGCAGCUGCCCUGCAGGAUGUCCUGGAUCCCGAGCCCUCCAGCCUGGAUGACGUUUUCCAGGAUGGGAAUUCAGUCAACAAGAUUGAAGACUGGCUUCAGGAUUGUGGAGACUGGAGAAUCAUUGCUAAGCUAACUUUGGACAAUGCAAUCAGGACAAAGGCAGCACAAUCUAAAAUUCAGCUAACUCCAGUCCCAGCUCCCCCUCAAUUCCUAUAUGAAUUUGUGUCAGUCAGGUAACCAGUCUGUCUUGGUUUUCUCCAGUAUAAAAGCAAAUUAAAUACUCCUGACCCCUAUUGGGAGGUUGUGUGAACAUGUAGGAGAUAUUUGAGGAAACCCUUCCUGAAAGAGUUGUGAUUUCAACCUAAGAUUAUUUUGGGGUUUUAGAUACUCUGAAGAAGGGUUUUCUGAGGAAGCAGGACAGGUCACCUACAAGGGUGAGUAUAAGCUCAGUUCUUCUAUUCUUCUACCUGGACAGUCAUAUGGCUAUGGGGUGGAGGGGGGCUGCUCACACGUGAGUAUGUAUGCAUAAGAAUGCCUGAACGCCUUUAAACUGUCUGCAAAACACCCAUUAGCAGUCACAAAGAAGUCCAGAAGAAAGAGCAAAUGAUGGCUGAGAGCCACAGGCUCAUUAAUACUGACGUUUCAUCUUCUAUUACUGGUCGAUUAACCACUGCUAUAUAAAAAUAGCUUUAUAAGAUGUGUUUAUUUAUGUGUGUGAGUGUACAUCUCCAUGUGCUUAUUCUCUGGCAGGGGACUGUGUUCAUAAUUAUGUGAUAUAUGGGGCAGGUUAAUUAUAGGUGAGUGUAUAUGUGAUUCUUUCCAAGUGGACGUAUAACUGUGAUUUCUGAGGUAGUUUCUGUAUAGGUGGAUAAUUUUGCAAACACGUGGAUAUCCAGUGUGAUUAUGUGGUAGUACAAAGAUAAGGACAUUUACAGAUGUUCAUGUUUGUAGCUGUGUGUGUGUGCAUAUGUGUGUGUGUUCAUGUGUGUCCAAACCUGCUUUCCGGUGACCUCUGCCUGAUUAUUUGACAGGGUGCCCCAGCCAUGGGACCAGCUUUGAAGAUGACUUGACCCUCGGAGCAGAGGCAGCACUGUUGGCUGCCAAUGGAAAACCCUUUUCCAGGAGUUUCCUGGAGACAGCCCGGCCCUGCCAUCUACUCGAUCUUGGCUGCAGUUUGGCCUCUAGCAGUAUGACUAGUGGGACCAAUAAGACUAGCUCAAGCAUCUCAGAGAUUCUGGACAAGGUGCAAGAAGAUGCAGAAGAUGUCCUCUUCAGUCUGGGAUUUGGCCAAGAGGACCACAAAGACACUUCUCGAAUUCCAGCCCGAUUUUUCACCAGCCCCUCUCAGGCCAAGGGCAUUGAUUUCCAGCUCUUCCUGAAGGCCCAGGUGCGGAGGAUUGAGAUGGAGGACCCUUGUCUCAUGCUUGCCAGCAGGUUUAAGCAGGUGCAAACACUGGCUGUCACAGCUGAUGCAUUCUUCUGUCUAUACUCCUAUGUGUCCAAGACACCGGUCCAAAAGUUCACACCAUCCCACAUGUUCUGGAAUUGCAACCCAACUAAUGUGCCAUCCAUCAGGAUCCUAGCCCCAGAGCCUGAACCCCACUCACCCAGAGAACGUCUUCGGAAAGCCAUCUCCAAGAUGUGCCUGUACACAUGCCCCCGAGAUCGGCUCUCACCACCCCACAACACUCCCAAAAGGAAUAGUUUGGACCAAGUGGUGUGGGAAGUGAUGGACAAAGUAAGAGGAGAAAAGCUGGUCCUCAAACAGGACCCUGAAUUUGGGCCAGGCCCCCAUGAAGAUCCUGUGCCACCCAUUGGUGGUACCAAGCUGCCUUCUUAUUGCCCACAUGGCCUCUGCCCAAAAGAGGAAACACAGCAAGGGAUGUCCACUGUGCUUGCCCCAUCACAAACUCUUGAUUCUUACCCCAAGGCAUCCUGUCACAAAAAUUCUCUGCCACGAGCAGAUAUAAAGUGGAGUGUAAACCCUGCACAGGUAAAGAGAGAGUUGUGGGCUGGACAAGCCACCAAUGAGGAAGCCUAUUCAACCCAGGGUGAGGCUUUCUGGAGAAGGAAAAGCAGAGCAAGAAAGAGCCUGUUCCAGAAGAAUGUCGUGGUCAGGGAGGGCAGGAAGUUUAAGUCAUUGGACCUGUCCAUCAUUCAGCAGAAAUGGAGGCAGAGCCCAGACAAAGCAGAGUUACACCGAUCUCUAACCCAGCAUCCGCCGGACUUCUUUGAUUUGGAGGAGGUGCAAAGCAACAAUGAGGAAGAGGCGAGCCAUUGGCCCAGUGGAUCCAGACACUCCAACCACUACCAGACUUCUACUGGCAAAGAGUCAAGAAGCUUUCUCCUCCACCAGUGCAAUAGCACAUACUCUGACAGCAGUGACUUUAUACAAGAACCCAGUUCCUAUCUCUUUGCGAAGGAGAUUGUACUGCCCCCAACACCCAGCCCCUGCUCCCUGGACCUGCAAAGCUCUGAAUUCAGUAGGAGAAAGGCAGCAUGGUGCACUGGAAAGAAGACUGGACUAAGAGACUUGGAGUCUUCGUCCUGAUGCUGUCCCAAACUGCAUGCACAGAGGAAGACUUCAGUCACAUCAUUUCUCUGCACACCAGUUUUUCUAUGUGGGAAUUGGAAUAAAUGUUAUGAACACUGGUAAACUGGACAAACACUUCAUUUUCUCCCAAGCUUUGACGUUGCCAAGAACUGUUAGAGGAUUUAAAAAUGAUCAAGUUUGGAGACCAAGGGUUGCUGCUGGAAUAACCUCAAAGGACUCAAACUAAGUAAGGAAGAAGAAAUUCCACCUUCAGCAUCUGAGUUUGACCCCAGGAAACCUUGGUGCAACCUGCAAUAGGAUUCCCUCUGAGUCUCCACUCAUCCCUAUUUCCCCCCAAUUAAAUUUCAGGAAAUGUUCCACAACACCAGAGUCCUAUUUUUUUUCUUCAGGCUUCAUGCAAGGAGAUCCACUUUGAGCCACUGUUGGGGAGAUAUAAAGAAAAACAAAAUCUUCUCCCAACCCAGAAAACCUCUUCACCAAGGUAGAAGAGUUGGAAAAACAAUUUGAUUAUUGAAUAAGCAUUAAACCGAAUGUGAUGCAUCACAGGCAAUCAGCCAAGAGAUUGCAAAACCAAAAAGAGAGCUCACCUUUUUUUAAUGUGGCUAAAUGAAUAUGAAUACAACCCAUUACAAAUACAUUCUCAAGAUGUUUCUCAUCUUUAUGACCUGAGAUAGGUUUGCAAUUCUUAGCAAGGAGUCCCCUGGAAAUUCUGCUAAUCUCUUCCCAGGAAACUGAGAGACAGGGAUGAUAUCUUCCUUGAUUACAUUUCAAAAAGACAAAGAGAAAAUUUACAAUUACAGGUUUUUCUAAAGUAAUACUGAGAUGAGAGGGAGAAGGAAGUCUCUUCCCUUAUAUACAACCAGGAGAAUUAAGCCCUAUUUAUUUAUUUAUUUAUUCAUUUAUUUUCUGAGAAUGAUGCUGUCUUUAUUUGAAAUUUGGAUAUUUUACUAAUCAUGAAUUUUUUUUCAAUUUUAUUGACAUGUGUUCACAUACCAU